Molecule: messenger RNA, 870 nt
Organism: Mycena indigotica
Lineage: Eukaryota; Fungi; Basidiomycota; Agaricomycetes; Agaricales; Mycenaceae
Product: ATP-dependent DNA helicase
Exons: 4
Coding region: 1-870 (289 amino acids)
Source: RefSeq, a predicted model, not a curated record
AUGCAGGCUAUGCUCCAAUGGACGAUGAUUCCGACGCCCGACGACGUGGAUGAUGUUGCAGAUGAAGCAGAGGAACGCGAUUUUGAGGAUAGAAGUGACCUGCUCCCGGUCCAUGCAGUCAGUGAAGAGGACAAUGUUGUCGAUGGGGAAUAUCCACCUGCAGUUUUUCCUCUACAGCCACAUGGCGCCAUCGAUGUUUCUGGGGAUUCGCUCAACGACCAAGACCUGUAUAGGGAAGCGGUCCGUAAUUUUAUGCCACCACCGAAACCACAACGCCGGACAGAGAACGGACGGGGCCCUACCAAUGCCAACCAUCUUCUGGGCACUUUCCCUGUGCUUUUCCCGUAUGGUCUGGGGGGCCUGGAGGUUGAUCGUCCGAGCAAAGUGUCAUACGAAGAACAUGUUCGAUGGGCGCUUCAAUACGACGACGGUCGGUUUCGCAAAGACCUGUAUUUUAUGUUUCAAACUUUUGGCGUGCAAGUUAAACGUCAAGUUUGCAGGUCGGCCUGUUUGCAGUUGGACUUCAAUACCUUCUUCCAAAACAAAGAAGCGUUCCAAAAACUUACAGCAGAAGAUUUUGUCAAAGCAAGUAAGGAAGAAGAUCGCAAACAACCCAUCAGUAACCCUGUCAUUCGUGCUUUUCGUCAACAAAUCACGUCUGUUCGCGCUCGAGUCACGGGCACUGAUGAAAGUCGCGUCGCCAUUCGUGCUCAAGUAUGGGGCAUGACUUUGCGCUUUAAUCCACCAAGCAUUUGGACAACAAUCAAUUUUGCCGACACGGGGGGAUCCUAUUGCGCAGGUGUUGGCCGGCGCAGAGAUAGACCUGGAUCAUUUCGUGGCGAGGUUCGGACCAGACAGCAACUCGCGUAG